Messenger RNA from Cydia pomonella (codling moth), 2933 nucleotides. Its product is annotated as glucose dehydrogenase [FAD, quinone]-like. The coding region runs from base 210 to 2060 and encodes 616 amino acids. Lineage: Eukaryota; Metazoa; Arthropoda; Insecta; Lepidoptera; Tortricidae. The transcript is spliced from 5 exons. Gene Ontology annotation, molecular function: flavin adenine dinucleotide binding; oxidoreductase activity, acting on CH-OH group of donors. The record is from RefSeq and is a predicted model, not a curated record.
UCCAGAUUUGUAAGAAUCCGGUUUUCCAUAUUUAUUUUAGAAAAUGCCCACAUAUCAGUAUGUUCUUAUCAGAAACCCCUUUCAUUUUUAUUUCUUUAACUUGACAUUUCAGCACUAAGAGAUUUGUUAAAUCUUUUAUAAAUUUAGCGUAAUUUUGUGAACUUCAAAUAUCACUAUGACUGAAAGUUAUCUAAAAUCUCCGUUCAAGUAUGGUGGACACCGUUUGGCAGCCGCCAAACAUCGCUCAACAAUGCCCGGCACAGACAAAUCUGACCGCGUGUACCCCUUUUGCGUUCGUGUACCUUAACUUAUUGGUGAAGCUCUUCGGUUCAGCAGCGGACCGUGCGCCGGAACCUCUAGAAGCAGAAACCUACGACUUCAUCGUCGUAGGAGCCGGGGCCGCUGGAUGCGUCGUCGCUAAUAGACUCAGUGCGAUUCAAGAAUGGAAGGUGCUGCUCCUAGAAGCUGGUCCAGAAGAACCCGACAUUACAUCCGUUCCUGCGUUGUCCACGGCGCUCCUCAACUCAAACUUGGACUGGCAGUACAGAACCAUGCCCAGUAAUGUCGCCUGCCUAGCCUUCCCAAACCAGCAGUGCAGUUGGCCAAGGGGCAAAUUGAUGGGUGGUUCAAGUUCCAUCAACUCAUUCGUGUACGUCCGCGGCAACAAAUUUGACUAUGAUGAUUGGGCAGCGCGCGGUAACCCGGGCUGGAGCUACGAUGAGGUAUUACCAUACUUCAAGAAAUCUGAAAGAAACCUAAACAUAGAAGUGUUAGAUCGAGCAUAUCACGGUGUCAACGGCGAUCAAGCCGUGUCAUUCUUUCCCUAUGUAGACGAUCCGGCUAUUAUGAUGACCGAGGCCUUCAACGAGAACGGGCUGCCGAUAAAUGACUGUAAUUCCGCCCGACAGUAUGGAACCUUACAGGCCCAAGCCACCAUAGAACAGGGACAGAGAGCUUCCACUAACAGGGAGUUUAUCAAGCCCAUCAGAUACAAAAGGAAAAAUCUUACUGUAAGACCAGAAGCCGAAGUUAUGAAAAUUCUAUUUUAUGAAAACAAAAGAGCUUCUGGCGUACAAUACAUUAAAAACGGUCAGCUAUUCACAGCUUAUGCGACUAAAGAAGUCAUAGUGAGCGCCGGAUCUAUAAACUCUCCGAAAUUACUAAUGCUUUCUGGAAUCGGACCUAAGGAACAUUUGAAAGAUCUAAAUAUACCAGUGAUCUCCGAUUUACCGGUUGGGGAAAAUCUCCAUGAUCACGUCACUUUCAACGGUCUUGUUGUUGCUCUGUCGAAUAAAACCGCUACCAUUGUCAGUCAGGAAGAGAUCAUUAAAAAUAUAUUACAGUACAAGCAGAUGAAAGUCAAAAGAGGUCCGUUAUCAGGCAACGGCCCAGUAAAUAGUAUAUCUUUUUAUUUGACUGAACCUGGCUUGCCGGCUCCCGAUAUCCAAGUACAAGUUAACAAUGUUAACUGGGAAGAAUAUGUCAGAGAACCUAUAGAUUAUGAAGGUUUGGCUAUUUUUCCGACAGCGUUUUAUAAUGGAGUAAUUCCAAGGGUCAUGAACAAUGUUCCAAAGAGCAAAGGUAGAUUACUCCUGAACGCAAGCGAUCCGUACGGACAUCCUUUGAUAUGGUCUGGUUAUUUGACUGAUCCGCGUGAUUUAGAGGUCCUAAUAAAGGGGGUAAAAAGGGUUUUGGCUUUGGAAAGCACUCAUGCCUUUAAAUCUAGAGGUGCUUACUUCGUUAGGAACCCUCUGCCAGCAUGCAAGCACUUGCUUUGGGGUACAGACUCAUACUUCGAGUGUUUGGCGAGGUCUUACACAUCUAGUACUUAUCACCCUGUGGGGUCUUGUAAGAUGGGCCCCGCUGAUGAUCCUACGGCAGUGGUGGACCCCAGGCUCAGAGUGUAUGGAGUGACAGGGCUAAGGGUUAUAGACGCGUCUAUGAUGCCACAAGUAAUUCGAGGUAACACAAAUGCUCCGUCAAUUAUGAUUGGAGAAAGAGGAGUGGCGUUAGUCUUGGAGGACUGGCUGGAUAAAUAUAGAAAGUAUAAAUAUAAAUAAAUAUAAAACCGGCCAAGAGCAUGUCGGGCCACGCUCAGUGUAGGGUUCCGUAGUUACUCUUCCGUCACAAUAAGCUAAACUGGAGCUUAAAGUAUAGUAAAUUGUUAACCAAGGGAUGAAACGGUACCUUUCACCCGAGUUAAACAAAUAGGCAAAUUUGCAUAAUCAGUACCUAAUUAAAGUAAGUGUUUUUACUAUGAAGGGGAAACUUUUUACGAUAACUCAAAAACAGCUAAACUGAUCAUAUCCGCUCUACUUCCACGAAAUUUUUCCUAUUUUUGGGACCUAUGGUUCAAAAGUUAGAAGGGGAGGGACACAUUUUUUUUUCUUUUGUUGCGAUUAUUUCCAAAUAUAUUCACUUUAUCAAAAAAUAUUUCCUGAAAACCCCUAUUAGUUUUGAAAGACCUUUCCAACGAUACCCCACACUCUAGGGUUGAAGCGAAAAAAAAAUUUCACCCCCACUUUACGUUAGGGGAGGUACCCUAAAAAAAAAUAUUUUUUUAGAUUUUAUUAUACGACUUUGUCGGCUUUAUUGAUUUAUAUAUCCAUGCCAAAUUUCAGCUUUCUAGCACUAACGACCACGGAGCAAAGCCUCGGACAGACAGACAGACAGACAGACAGACAGACGGACAUAGCGAAACUAUAAGGGUUCCUAGUUGACUACGGAACCCUAAAAAUGAGAAAUCUGGAAAACUUUAUCAGUGACGCGGCCACAGUGGAGCGUGUGAAUUAUCAUUUGGACUAGCACCUUGAAAACUUAGUACUAUAUCUUAUACCUUUAAACGAGCAAUUCUUGUAUAUAUAUAUUUCUGUGAUCUCGGAAACGGCUCUAACGAUUUCGCUGAAAUUUGGUAUAUGGGGGUUUUUGGGGGU